AGUGAUAGGGUAGUAUUUGCUUUUUUCAAAAUGGAUGAAUCCCAUUAAAAAAAAAAUAUCUUUCAAAAUGAGCGCGAUGGUUAAUGAGAGAAAUCGAAACACGUAAAAAAAGGUUGAAGCUUUGAUGAACAUGGAAGGAAGGAGGAAAGAAAUCUGCAGAGAGUUGAAAAAAAGCUGAGAGAGAAAGGAAAAAAAUAAAUAAACAGUAGAGUUUGAAAUGUGCAAUGGGUAAAUAAAACGUGGAAGCAGUGAUUCACUGUGAUAGGGAUUAGGGACCAUUCCCAUACCGGCAAUGGUGGUGAUUGAAGAAGAAGGGGGCCCCACCUCUGACCACGUGGAACUCCUUCAAUAAAGAAUCCAUUUUAGCACUGUUCUGAGCUGUCAUAGAGCUCAAGACAUACACAUCUUCCAAUUUCUGAAAUUAAGAUUCUGUGGAGGGAAUCUCAUUCACCUUUGACAAAGCAGUCAUCUUGUCAAGUUGAAGCCUUUGGUCAAUAACAAGAUUUUGGAGAAUAUAUGGAUCUUGACUAUGGCAAGUGUUGGGACACAGCAAAGAAGAACUCUUGGAAGACAACAUUGCUCUUAGCAUAUCAAAGUCUUGGUGUAGUUUAUGGGGAUCUCAGCAUUUCCCCACUUUAUGUCUUCAAGAGCACAUUUGCAGAAGACAUUACGCAUUCGGAUACUAAUGAAGAAAUAUUUGGUGCUAUGUCCUUUGUUUUCUGGACUUUAACACUUCUCCCUUUAUUCAAGUAUGUGUUCAUAGUGCUUCGAGCUGAUGACAAUGGAGAGGGUGGCACAUUUGCUCUCUAUUCCCUGAUAUGUAGGCAUGCGAAAGUGAGUGUCCUUCCAAACAGACAAGUUUCUGAUGAGGCACUCUCUACUUAUAUAUGCGAGCAACCUCCCGAGACGAAUAAUAAAUCAAAGGUGAAAUUGGUUCUUGAGAAGUACAAAUGUCUGCACACGGGGUUACUCAUCCUUGUGCUCAUUGGAACUUGUAUGGUCAUUGGAGAUGGUCUGCUCACUCCAGCCAUAUCUGUUUUUUCUGCGGUUUCUGGGCUUGAGUUCUUCAUGUCCAAGGAUCACCACCAGUAUGCGGUGGUUCCUAUAACAUGCUUCAUACUAGUGUGCCUAUUCGCGUUACAACACUACGGGACCCACAGGAUUGGGUUUGUCUUUGCGCCCAUCGUGUUGGCGUGGCUAUUCUGCAUAAGCACACUUGGGUUGUACAAUAUCUUCCAAUGGAAUACGCGAGUCUACAAGGCACUUUCCCCAUACUACAUGUUCAAGUUCUUGAAGAAGACCAGAAAACGUGGGUGGAUGUCUUUGGGAGGGGUUCUCUUGUGCAUAACAGGAUCAGAAGCAAUGUUUGCAGACCUUGGCCACUUCUCAUAUGCUGCAAUUCAGACGGCGUUCACCUUUCUGGUUUAUCCGGCCCUCAUUUUGGGAUACAUGGGUCAAGCAGCUUUUCUAUCAAAGCAUCAUCACAACAUCCAUGAAAUCAGUUUCUACUUGUCGGUUCCGGAGAGGGUGAGGUGGCCGGUGCUGGUGGUGGCCAUUCUAGCUUCUGUUGUGGGCAGCCAGGCGAUCAUCAGUGGGACAUUUUCCAUCAUCAACCAGAGCCUUUCGCUCGGCUGCUUCCCGAGAGUCAAGGUGGUUCACACCUCCAAUGACAUACACGGGCAGGUUUACAUCCCGGAGAUCAACUGGAUCCUCAUGGUCCUUUGCGUUGCUGUCACUAUCGGAUUCCGGGACACCAAGCAUCUGGGAAAUGCAUCAGGGUUGGCGUUGAUGGCGGUGAUGCUGGUGACCACCUGCCUCACCUCAUUGGUCAUCAUCCUCUGUUGGCAUAAGCCUCCGAUUCUCGCCCUCGUGUUUCUCAUCUUCUUCGGGUCUAUCGAAUUGCUCUACUUCUCCGCCUCUGUCAUUAAGUUCUUGGAAGGCGCUUGGCUCCCGAUCCUCCUCGCCCUCAUCUUGGUCACCGUUAUGUUCGUUUGGCACUACGCCACCAUCAAGAAAUACGAGUACGAUCUCCACAACAAGGUCUCCCUUGAAUGGCUCUUGGCAUUGGGUCCGAGCCUCGGCAUUGCUCGGGUCCCUGGGAUCGGCGUCGUCUUCAGCGAUCUGACUUCCGGGAUCCCUGCAAACUUCUCCCGUUUCGUCACCAACCUCCCUGCCUUCCACCGCGUGCUCGUUUUCAUCUGCGUGAAAGCCGUCCCCGUCCCUUUCAUCCCGCCGGCCGAGCGGUACCUCGUUGGCCGCGUGGGACCCGCCUCCCACCGUUCCUACAGGUGCAUCGUGCGGUACGGGUACCGGGAUGUCCACCAGGACGUCGACUUCUUUGAGACGGAGCUUGUCAGGAAGCUCGCCGACUUCAUCCGGUACGACUGGUACCGGGCCCACGGGGUCGUCAGCUCGCCCGACGACGGUGAGUCCCGGUCAGGCGCGUCCUCGGGCGAGUGCCGACUUGCGGUGAUUGGAACGCUGGCAUUCCCGAGCUUUGAGAUCGAGGAGACCCCCCAACCGGAGAGCGUUUCCGUCGGUUUCUCGACGGCAGAGAGCAUUACGGACGUCAUCGAGAUGCGACCGGAGACGGGGCAACGGAGGGUGAGGUUCGACGUAGAUGAGUCCGAAGACGACCCGCCCUCCGAGAUGGACGUUCAGUUGCACGACGAGCUACGGGACUUGCACGAAGCGCAGGAAGCGGGGAUGGCGUUCAUACUCGGGCACUCGCACGUGAGAACCAAACAAGGGUCAUCCAUAUUCAAGAGGCUGGCCAUCAACUUCGGGUAUAACCUCCUCAAGCGGAACUGUCGGGGACCCGACGUGUCGUUGAAGGUCCCGCCGGUGUCGCUGCUCGAGGUCGGGAUGGUAUAUGUUGUGUGAUGAGAUGUAAAUGCAAAAGAGUUUUCUUCUUACUCUUUGUCACUCUCUUAAUUUGAUACUUCUGAUCUUCCUCUUUGAAUGUUGCAACAAUGUUAACUCAUAGGGAGAGAGAUCAACUAGUAAAAGACACUGAUGUGUAGAUGUACAAAAUUGCCCUCCUGAAUGGCAUAUCUUUGUUUCAACCCCUUUUGGGUGCAUGGGAGAUUUGGCAUGGCUUUUCUUUUA
This is a messenger RNA of Cuscuta campestris, 3108 nucleotides long. The record is from the annotation of a GenBank genome assembly. NCBI's taxonomy places the organism in Eukaryota, Viridiplantae, Streptophyta, Magnoliopsida, Solanales, Convolvulaceae.